GUCUCACCUAGAGUAGCUUUUUGAUGAUCCAUUAUGUUGGAAAUUUUAUGCUGGACUCCUCUCUCUUGCUGCAUGUAUCUGCCGCUUGGAUCUAUUCAAGCAAGCCUGCUGCUGACAAGACAUGUUGGUAUGGCUGGCUGUAUAGCGGCGUGGUCAGUCUAUUAUGUAUCCAGAUGAUGUUUGCUUGAUUAAAUUUUAAGCAAGAAUCAUUCUCCUUGUCUCUUUGAGCAUGGGACACACGGUUUUCAUGCAGAUAUUGCGGAUGAUUCAACCGAGUUAAGUGGAUGGAACCUAUUGAAGUCAUAGAUAUAUGCAAGCAUCUUCAACAUCAAUAAUUAAGGUGGCACUUCUCAUUUGUCACGUUAAAAAACUGGGCGGCUAAAAUAAUAUCCGAUAGUUCAAACCACAAGUUUGCUGCUACGUGAUACUACUCGAGCGAGGAAUCAGUCGCGACCUUACGCCACGGAAAAGUAUAGGCGCGGCAAUUAUUGGUUUCCGCAUCCAUCCCUCAGGUGUCUCCUAUUCGAUUCCCACCAGGCCAAAGAAGUUUAUCGGUAUUUCCACUUCAUUUCAUAAUGAUGCUGAAAGCGAAAACCCAUCCGCCUUCAACGCCACCCUCCGACUUCGUCCCCGUCCCCCAACUCUCUCUCUCUCUCUCUCUCUCUCUCUCUCUCUCUCUCUCUCUCUUCACGGAAUGCGCCCGCCGCUCCCUCCCAAACACCCCCACGCCCACCGAGCCGUCCUCUGUUUCCUCUCCCUCGUCCUUCUCUUCUUCUUUCUCUUAUACCUCUUCUCCCUUGCCCCUUCCCGGAAUAAACCCUCCCCUCUUCCUUCUCCUCCGCCUUCUUCCCGCAAUGCCCCCGCGGACUCCCUCAGCGAUCCUCACCGCCUCUUCCUCUCCCUCUCCCCCGGCGCCAAUGCUAGCAUCGCAGCCCACCUCCGCACCCUCACCCUCCGCCCACACCUAGCCGGCACCCCUUCCGCGGCCCACGCCGCCUCCUACGUCCUCGCCCACCUCCGCUCCGCCGGCCUCCGGACCCUCGUGGCCGACUACUAUCCGCUCCUCUCCUACCCCGCCUCCGCCUCCCUCGCCCUCCUCCGCCCUGACGGCGCCCUCCUGAGGUCACUUCCCCUUGCUGAGCCCGCAGACCCCGAGGCCGCCGCCGUGCCGCCGUACCACGCCUACUCUCCCUCAGGCGCCGCCAUGGCCCCCGGGGUGUUCAUCAAUUAUGGCCGGGAGGAGGACUACCGGGCGCUCGACCGGCUUGGUGUCGACGUCAAGGGCUGCGUCGUGAUCGUGCGACGCGGCGGCGGGUACCGGGGUGCGGUGGUUGUGAGGGCCGCGGCGAGAGGCGCGGUGGCUGUGCUGAUGUUUAAGGCGGCCGACCGCGGUGGAGUCGAGAGGGGGACCGUGUUGCUCGGCGGGGUCGGCGAUCCGCUGACCCCCGGGUGGGCGGCUCCUUCCGCCGCGGCUGCGGCGGACGACGGUGGGGGCGAGAGGCUUGACGCCGACGAGGAGGAGGUGAGGCGGAGGUUCCCCAAGAUUCCGUCGAUGCCGCUGGCGGAGGCUGUGGCGAUGGAGAUUUUGAGGACGCUGGGUGGGCCCCCGAUGCCUCGCGCUUGGAGAGACGCGUUGCCUUUGGCGGAGGACAGCGGCGUCGGACCCGGCCCCACGUUGGUCAACCUCACGUAUCAGGAAGAUAAGAAGUUGGCAAAGAUUCAGAAUGUUUUCGGUGUCAUAAGGGGAAGUGAGGAGCCAGAUCGUUAUGUUAUCCUUGGCAACCACAGAGAUGCAUGGACAUUUGGUGCUGUGGACCCCAAUAGUGGAACAGCUGCACUUCUUGAUGUUGCUCGCCGUUAUGGGAGCUUGUUGCGCUCGGGCUGGAGACCUCGAAGGACAAUAAUCCUAUGCAGUUGGGAUGCAGAGGAGUUUGGAAUGAUUGGAUCUACUGAAUGGGUUGAGCAGAACCUUGGAAAAUUGACAUCGAUGACUGUGACAUACUUGAAUGUCGAUUGUGCAGUUCAAGGUGAUGGUUUUUUUGCUGGUGCAACUCCCCAGUUGGACAAGCUUCUAGUUCAAGUUACAAAACAGAUCCAGGAUCCAGAUUUGGAAGGCAGGACGGUUUAUGAUUCUUGGGCAGCAAAUAAUGAAGGUAUCAGUAAGAUUGAAAGACUGGCUAGAGCUGAUUCAGAUUUUUCUGCAUUUUUACACCAUGCGGGGAUUCCUUCUGUGGAUUUGUACUAUGGUGAAGCAUUCGGCGGCUACCAUACUGCUUUUGACUCCUAUAAAUGGAUGAUAGAACAUGGAGAUCCAUCAUUUCAUCGCCAUGUAGCCAUUGCUGAACUUUGGGGCCUCUUAGGUCUUCGGCUAGCAGAUGAUCCAGUCCUACCUUUUGAUUACCUUUCUUACUCUACCCAGUUACAUGAGUAUGCAACUACAUUGAUUACCUUUCUGGAUGGUGGGAUAUCUGUGCAUCCUUUAAAUGCCUCUGUUGACGAGCUCUCUGCUGCAAUCAGAGAAGCUCUGGAAGAAGGAAAGAAACUGCAAGAGGUAGAAACCUCAGAGGAGUUUGCUGCCUUGAGGAUACGUGCUUUCAAUGAUCGCCUAAUGCUGGCUGAAAGAGGCUUCCUGGAAGCAGAGGGGCUUAGAAGAAAACAGUGGUUUAAGCAUAUGGUAUACUCUCCACCCGAGGAUUCUGAGAGCAAGAUGCCGUUCUUUCCUGGUAUAGCCGAUGCCAUAUCUCCAGCAAGGAAACAUGCAGGAAAAGGAACACAACUGGGUGUUCAACAUGAAAUUUGGAGAGUUGCUAGAGCUAUUCGGAGGGUUGCUGCUACUCUUAGGGGAGAGCUAAUCUGAGGGCACAGAAGAAUACCAAACUGCUGUACAGUGAUAAUGUUAUAGCAAAUGUUGAGGGAAGCAAUCUCACCUGCUGAGGACUAUGCUAUGGAGUUGAAUGCAACAUCUGGUGUUAAUUGGAUUGGGCCGGGCAUCUCACUUGGUUCGGCCUGUUAACGCAAUGGACUGGGUGGAC
Musa acuminata AAA Group (dessert banana) is the source of this 3032-nucleotide messenger RNA. RefSeq names its product probable glutamate carboxypeptidase VP8. The record is from RefSeq and is a predicted model, not a curated record. NCBI's taxonomy places the organism in Eukaryota, Viridiplantae, Streptophyta, Magnoliopsida, Zingiberales, Musaceae. The transcript is spliced from 13 exons. Bases 695 to 2857 code for a protein of 720 amino acids. Gene Ontology annotation, molecular function: carboxypeptidase activity.